UGCCCUCUUUUGACGCUUUAAUACAACAAUAAAAUUAUGUUUUGUUUGAGACAUGAAUUGAAUGAAUGAUUGAAUGAUUUAAUGGUAUUUAUGUUUUGAUUGAAAUCAAAUCACAUCCAAAAUCAACGCCAAAGACAUCAAUGCCUGACAUCAAAGUCACGCCUUUGGGCGCCGGUCAGGAUGUGGGCCGAAGUUGUGUUUUGGUGACAAUCGGAUCCAAAAAUGUGAUGUUUGACUGUGGUAUGCAUAUGGGUUAUAACGAUGAGCGCCGAUUUCCUGACCUGUCGUAUAUCACACGCGAUGGACCAUUGAAUGAGUUCUUGGACUGUGUUAUUAUAACUCACUUUCAUUUAGACCAUUGCGGAGCACUUCCUUAUAUGUCUGAAAUGAUUGGCUUCAAUGGACCCAUUUAUAUGACUCAUCCGACAAAAGCCAUUUGUCCGAUACUUUUGGAGGACUUCCGUAAGAUUUCAGUCGACAAAAAAGGCGAAACAAAUUUCUUUACGUCACAAAUGAUUAAGGAUUGUAUGAAAAAAGUAGUGGCCGUUAAUUUACAUGAAGUUAUCAAAGUGGACGACCAGCUCGAGAUCAAGUGUUACUACGCCGGUCAUGUGUUGGGCGCCGCUAUGUUUUACGUUCGGGUCGGCCAACAGUCGGUUGUUUACACCGGAGACUACAAUAUGACUCCCGAUCGGCAUUUGGGUAGCGCUUGGAUUGACAAAUGCAGACCCGAUCUGUUAAUUACAGAAUCGACUUACGCGACCACUAUUCGCGACUCAAAGAGAUGUCGUGAAAGAGAUUUUUUAAUGAAAGUUCACGAAUGUAUCGAAAAAGACGGCAAAGUUUUGAUACCAGUGUUUGCAUUGGGAAGGGCUCAGGAAUUAUGUAUUUUAUUAGAGACUUAUUGGGAACGUAUGAAUCUAUCAAAAGUUCCCAUUUAUUUUGCCAUUGGUUUAACAGAAAAGGCUACCAAUUAUUAUAAAUUGUUUAUUACGUGGACUAACCAGAAAAUUAAGAAAACAUUUGUCCAGAAAAAUAUGUUUGAUUUUAAGUACAUAAAGCCAUUUGACAGGUCAUACUCAGACAAUCCGGGACCGAUGGUUGUAUUUGCCACACCCGGUAUGCUUCACGCGGGUCUGUCAUUACAUUUGUUUAAGAAAUGGGCGCCUAAUGAGAAAAAUAUGGUAAUUAUGCCGGGAUUUUGUGUGGCCGGCACUGUUGGUCACAAAAUUUUAAAUGGAGCCAAAAAAGUUGAAUUUGAAAACAAGCAAUCAGUUGAAGUGAAGAUGUCUGUCCAAUACAUGUCUUUCAGCGCUCACGCGGACGCCAAAGGAAUAAUGACUUUAAUACAACAAUGCGAACCAAGGAAUGUGCUGUUAGUUCACGGAGAGGCUGCAAAAAUGGAGUUCCUCCACAAGAAAAUUAAACAGGAGUUUGAAGUUGAGUGCUAUAUGCCGGCCAAUGGCGAAACCGUCUCAAUUGGUACUAAAGUCAGUAUUCCAGUCGAUGUCGAGAUAGAUCUUCUUAAGCGAUCACUGAAGGCUUCGAGUGAAAACUCUGAUCCAAAAAGACCGAAACUACUUCAUGGAACUCUUAUGAUGUCAAACACGGGAACGGGACCUCAAUUUAAAUUAAUUGAUACAAAUAAAGCAAUGCAAGAGUUGGGUAUUAAACCGCAUGUCAUUAACUUUACAACAAAAGUGAAACUCAACACAAAAUAUAGUCCACAAAAAUUGACAGAAUUUUUGUUUCAAAAGUUGAAAAAUAAACUUUUGGAUCAGCACGACAUCAAAAUGGCAAAUGAAUGUACAAUAAUUGCAUCGACAGCUAAUAUAAGGGUUGUCAGUAUUAGCUCGAGUAGUGAUAUCAAAGAAGUUUAUAUUUCUUGGUCCGAUCACGAGGAAGCGUUGGGCAGUUAUCUCAUUAAUUUCAUAACAGGACUCCAGCGAUCACUCGAUGCAUAAGCAAUGAAAUGAUAUCUAUUUUUGGAUCCAAUAUUUCCGU
This is a messenger RNA of Oppia nitens, 2004 nucleotides long. RefSeq names its product integrator complex subunit 11-like (gene IntS11). Gene Ontology annotation, cellular component: nucleus. The coding region runs from base 141 to 1964 and encodes 607 amino acids. NCBI's taxonomy places the organism in Eukaryota, Metazoa, Arthropoda, Arachnida, Sarcoptiformes, Oppiidae. Gene Ontology annotation, biological process: snRNA processing. The transcript is spliced from 7 exons. The record is from RefSeq and is a predicted model, not a curated record.